AUGCCAAGAUUUUCUGAAUGCUGGCGUUGUGGUACACCUUCCGCAACUGUAAUUUGCCAUUCUUGUGGUGUCGCCAAGUACUGCAGCAAUAAAUGCAAAGAAAACGACAUCGCAAGGCACAAUGACGCUGAAUGUCGCCCAGUAUCUAUUGUAGAUACAUGUUCAUCAUGUCGUAAGACCGGUUCUUUGCUACAAAAAUGCACUGGAUGUUACCGUGCUUUUUACUGCAACCCGACAUGUCAGAAGAAUCAUCGACAUGACCACAAGGUAGAGUGCAAACGUACUGUGGCAAAGAUAAAAACACUGGCCCGGUCACUUUCCCAUUAUUUCCCACCAAAUUUUUCUCGAAUUUGCGUUGCACAUUAUUACUGGGGCAAUGCCCCCGCGUAUGAUUACCUAAAUUUGUCAGAAAGCGAAGGCAUCGACUACAGUUCAACUAUAAAUCUUUUGGUCCUUGGUGUUGGCGAUUUACGAAAUGUCGUGAUGACUUCUGCCUCGUUGCCUGACAGUUUUACAAACAAGGUCAAGUUUACAUUAAACGACUCAGACAG
Molecule: messenger RNA, 551 nt
Organism: Paramuricea clavata
Lineage: Eukaryota; Metazoa; Cnidaria; Anthozoa; Malacalcyonacea; Plexauridae
Source: the annotation of a GenBank genome assembly